This is a messenger RNA of Rhopilema esculentum, 1813 nucleotides long. RefSeq lists its product as uncharacterized. Lineage: Eukaryota; Metazoa; Cnidaria; Scyphozoa; Rhizostomeae; Rhizostomatidae. The record is from RefSeq and is a predicted model, not a curated record. Gene Ontology annotation, molecular function: oxidoreductase activity.
UGUUCUUUGAUCGGAGGACAGAGGAUUCCCAGGCCACUGUGCACUUCAAGUGUAAAUAAAAUUACCGUGAUAUGAGCAAUUAUUUGAUUGAGGCGCCGAUUACAGUUAGAUUUUGUUUGGAAAACUGAGCAAAAGCACUCUUGAACAGAAUUAUUCCAACAUUAGGAAUUCCAACUGCAGAAAAAUGACAUCAAAGACAACGCUGUUAUCCUUCACCAGACAUCAUUUGCUUUCCAAGCAUUUCAGAUCUUUUGGAACACUUUCCUGCGGUGUGAACAGAGAGUUUCAAAGGGAUAUAUCUUUCCAGAGCUGCGCGUUGCAACCUGGGACAUUUGUCCGGUCAGUUUCAAGCUCUACAACUGUAUUCAAGUCACACGGCAACCUCGAUAUCGAGCAAGCAGUGCUACGAUAUACAAGAUACAAAGGGAAAAGACCCAAUUUGAAAGAUCUAGCCAAAGAAACCGGACCGGAGUAUGCAGACCUGCAAGUUCGAGUAGCAGAUGCCCGGUCUAUCGAGCCAACCAUUGAAGAGUACGGUUUCCAGCUGAUUAAGCAUCAGACGGAGCUAAAAAGGAAUGAUUUCAGCUUUACAAAUGAAACUUUAAUAAAUUGGUAUUUUGAUGAGGUCAAGGAAGCAGUGAAAAAGAUUUUUCCUGAUGCAUCGGAUAUCAAAUUAAUUCAGCAUCAGGUACGACAGUCAAUUCCUGUGACGCCACAGGUCCAUAAAGCAAAUGAUUCCGAUUUUAGCAAUUGUGAACCACGUGGCUCCCAAAUCCUAGGAGCACAGCCUCCAGCAGCUCUAGUUCAUUCUGACUUCACUCCUUACAGUGCAAUGAAAACCUUCAGCCAAAUAACUAAACGAGAGUUAAGAAAAGGUCGAUUCAUCAUCGUCAGCGUAUGGAGGAACAUAUCCGACAAAUGGUCAAUUCAGAAUGAUCACUUAGGCCUCUGUGAUGUGCGCUCAGUUAAAGCUCCAGAUGAUUUUGUGGUCGCUGAUAGUGGUAGCGGAAAUGCAACCCAUGAAUUGUACGUACUCGAGCCAGGCCGGCAUAAAUCGCACCAAUGGUUUUAUUUCCCCAAUAUGGUAAAGGAUGAAGUCUUGAUAUUUAAACUGUACGACAGUGAUUGUGAUGAAGCUUCGAGGUUUGUGUUCCAUUCAUCAUUUCGUGAUCCCAAUGCUUCUAGCACUGCUCAGCCACGUGAAUCAGUCGAAUGUCGCUGUAUUGUCUUUUUUCCCGAUCAUGAACCAAACACUAUACCGGUUGACGUUGAAAGUAAACAAAAAGAGGACCUUGUUGGGUUAGCUGUUGAGAAAAUUAUGGAAGCACUAAUGUUCGCUCAGUAUUGGCCAGCCAUAAGAAGGCUGGGCAUGGGUGCAGCAUUGUACAGAGAUGAUGGUGUGUCAUUUGUGUUGAGACAAAUGGUGAACGGGUUCGUAAAGCUUCAGUUAUAUGGGCUAGAAAGCGCUAGUCAAGAACAGUUGGAAGAAAUAAUUGAGAGAUGCUUGUCUGGAGGACUUUUUGAAAAAACUGCCAAGGCUAAUUUCAAUAAAGUUCCAUUAGAGGAUGCCGUCAUCCCAAUUGUCAUGGCUCACGUAGAAAGCCCAGCAAAUUGGUCGGAAGAAGAUAGAAGUCAGAUCAAGCUAAUUCUGAAUGAGGAUAAGGGCCUAACAAACAUAGCGAAGAAAUGUAUCACCGAUGCUGUCAAAGAAGCGUUUGGAGAACUGAAUGAAAAAGAGUUAAACGAUAUUGUUUCCAAACUUGUGACAAAUGAAGAGUUCAAGAAGAAAGUAGAAGCAUUGUUGCAAAGUUGA